UAUAUAUGCAUGGUCAUUUAAGCGGAAUUUCCCUAUUGGCUUUAACACCAUCUGCUUCAAACUGAAAGUAGGCUAUCCAAUAUUUUAUUUCCCUAUAAGAAUGGUAAAUAAAAGAAAUAACAGCAACAGCGCUGAGUAGCUAGAGGAGAAGAUCUCUGCUAAAAGAAUGGAAGAAAUUGAAGAAGAGAGACGCAUUCAUCAAAAGUCCACGCCCCCCGAAGACGGCAAUGACUCUAUAGAUGAUACCUCUCCUCUGAUUUCGCUGUCUUCAGAUCAUACAGAGUCGAUGGGAUGGGAUGCGAUAGAGGAGUGUGCCGGAGUAACUUCCCCUGUCCCUGCUGUGGGAGAAACGCAGGGACAAAGAAGACUGAAAAAUGCUUUUGCGAUUUCUGAGACAUCGACAGAGGAGUGGAUCCAACAGGCAGUGUCUGCAAUACCACCAUGUGAUGUUUGCGAUGUCUGUGAAAAGAGUUAUCCACAUCAUGAGUCUAUUGAGUUCUGGAGGAGUGUUGAAGAAUGCUCAGACAUCCGUACACGAUGUCACAAAAAGUUCUAUAAAAGACUUAUCCAGAGAUUCCGGGAAGUUUUUCCGGAGGAGACCACUUUAAGAAACAAGCGAACAAUGAAUCUUCUGAAAAAUUUACUACAUAUAGAGGGAACAGAUGACACAGUUGAGGUUCAUUUUGACAAAUUUGUCAGAGUCCUUAAAUUCUUUGGGCCAGUGAAGCUUUCUGGACAGAGAUGUAUUCUACUAGAACAAUUGCAGCUUUUAAUAGAUAAAUCAUUGAAAAACAAUCAACGAAAAGAGAAAAUAAGUUGGUUUGCUGGCGAUAUGUCAAGACAACAAGCAGAAAGCAAGUUAGACCCAGAACCUAAUGGAACUUUUCUUAUCAGAAUGAGUCAAAACAACUCUGAACAUGGAGAUUUUGUUUUGUCUGUUAAACAAGGCGAUACUGUCCAUCAUAUUGAGAUCAAAGGACAACCAUUGAAAGCCUUUGCUCAACAGCCCUUUUCAAGUUGUUUGUUAUUUAGAGAGAAAGAAUACUCUUCACUAAUAGACCUAGUUGAGGAACUAAAAUAUGACUCGAUAACGGUUACUGGAGAGGAGGAUGGAUCAGAGGAAACAGAGGUGUGGUGCAGCGCCAUCUGUCCGGGACUUCCGCUAAAUUCCGCCAUUACAGGGUACAAAAGAACAAAGGCAAAGCAAUGAGAACUGUUGUUUAAUUGAACUUUGGUUAAUGUUAAUUGUACUGUUGACUGUAUUUUGGACUUUUAAUUUGUUUUAAUUAUU
Messenger RNA from Saccostrea cuccullata (small rock oyster), 1291 nucleotides. RefSeq lists its product as uncharacterized. Lineage: Eukaryota; Metazoa; Mollusca; Bivalvia; Ostreida; Ostreidae. The coding region runs from base 167 to 1210 and encodes 347 amino acids. Gene Ontology annotation, biological process: cell migration; signal transduction. Gene Ontology annotation, molecular function: receptor tyrosine kinase binding; signaling adaptor activity. The record is from RefSeq and is a predicted model, not a curated record. The transcript has 8 exons.